Molecule: messenger RNA, 2972 nt
Organism: Siniperca chuatsi (mandarin fish)
Lineage: Eukaryota; Metazoa; Chordata; Actinopteri; Centrarchiformes; Sinipercidae
Gene: kcnj15
Product: potassium inwardly rectifying channel subfamily J member 15
Exons: 3
Coding region: 400-1422 (340 amino acids)
Biological process (GO): regulation of monoatomic ion transmembrane transport; potassium ion import across plasma membrane
Cellular component (GO): plasma membrane
Molecular function (GO): inward rectifier potassium channel activity
Source: RefSeq, a predicted model, not a curated record
GUUGCUGUUCCCACCUAUGGACAGGUCGGGAGGUGGAGAAAUAAAAGCCAACCCACAUGCAGAUCAGAGUUUACAGCUCGGCUUUGUCUCUCAUUUCUGUUCUAUCCUGAAUACAAAUGUGCCAAAGUUCAGUGCUCAAAACCCGGUACAAUAGGAGAAAGAAGACACUGAACUAAAUGUUCUCGAGCAGCUUCGUCUUACAGAACACCUGAGACUAUUCAACAAGGCAGCACGGCGGGAUACCAUCAUUUGACGUUAUUGGGUUGAAUCCUGUACUUUUGUCCCCUUUCAGAGGACAAAUCUUGAUCAACUUUAAAGGAACAAACCAAAGUCCUUCCAUUGGCAGUGCCAUACUGAAACAUCAAACGUCAAUAUCAGUUUUAACUGACACAGAGCAACAUGACCACCAGGAAGUCAGAGGUCCAGCGAAGGAUUGUGUCCAAGGACGGCCACAACAAUGUCCGGAUUGACAACGUGGAGGGCAUGGUGAAGCUGUACCUGCAUGACAUCUGGACCACUGUGGUGGACAUGAAAUGGCGUUACAAACUCACCCUGUUUGCCUCCACCUUUGUCAUUACUUGGUUCAUCUUUGGGGUCAUCUUUUACUUAAUUGGCAUGAGUAACGGAGACGUUGAGGCUGGUUUGAAUUCCAACCACACACACUGUGUGACUAAUGUGGAGACGCUCACUGGAGCCUUCCUGUUCUCUCUGGAAUCGCAGACCACCAUUGGCUAUGGUUUUCGUUAUAUCUCAGAGGAAUGUCCUCUGGCUAUCUUCACUCUGGUGACUCAGCUUGUCAUCACCGGCCUAGCUGAGAUCUUUGUGACCGGCGCCUUUCUAGCCAAACUGGCUCGGCCCAAGAAACGAGCAGAGACCAUCAAGUUCAGCCAGUUGGCGGUGAUCUGCCGGCACCAAGGCAAGCUGUGUCUGAUGGUGAGAGUGGCUAACAUGAGGAAGAGCCUUCUGAUCCAGUGCCAGCUAACAGGAAAGCUCCUCCACUCCAAUGUGACAGAGGAGGGUGAGAAGACACAAGUCCACCAGAGCUCUGUGGAUUUCUACAUGGACUCCAGUGGAGAGUGCCCUUUCCUCAUCCUCCCACUCACCUUCUACCAUGUUCUGGACGAGCGCAGCCCGCUGGCAGGACUGAAUGCAGAAAACCUACGUACUCGUGAGUUUGAGCUGCUGGUCACCCUCAAUGCCACCAUGGAGUCGACGGCAGCCACGUGCCAGAGCCGCACCUCCUACGUUCCUCAGGAGAUCCUCUGGGGCUACGAGUUAAAGCCGGUGCUGUUCAGCACCACAAGUGGCCGUUAUGUGGCAGAUUUCAACUUUUUUGACAAGGUGCAAGCGAGCAACGAUGCAGCCUUCGUCAGCAACAACACAGAGAAGCUAAAACUAGAGGAGGACUAUAAGAAAGAAUAGAGGAUACAUGUGUUAUCAUUGCUACUGUUUGAUGUUAGUUUGCUGACAUAUUGUGCCAGUCAGUGUAUUCUCACGGCCACGACCCCUAAUUCAAACACAUACUAUUUCAGCUUUUUUGUAUAGUAUCCUAUAAAAAGUGAUUUGUUCCUGUUUUUCAUAACAAUGCUAUGACUCCCAAAUGUUCCUGCAGACUAGAAAACCUGACAUGAAAGUACAUUUUCUCUGCACAUUUUAUUUAUUCAUUUAAUCAUUCCAGCAUGUUUUGUUAUAUUAAUUUUUAAGUUUUAAUUUAGUUAAGUAUACCUUAAUGUGCCUUAUUAUUGGGAUCACCAGGGUUGAUAACCCUAAAUGAAAUUUAACGGAGAGUUUCAGUGUCCCCAAAUGGUAACUGCUUCAAUUUAGAUUCCCAGAUAGUCCAUCAUUGAAAGGAAUAAUGACAUUUUGCAAAAUACGCUGAUUUGCUUUUUUGUUGAGAGUUAGAUUGAGAGAAGAUCUAUACUACUCUUAUGUUUGUAUAGAAGCUACAGCUAGGAGACAGUUAGCUUAGCUUAGCACGAUACUGGAAAAAGGGGGAAACAGCUAGCCUGGCUCUGUCAGAAGGUAACAAAAUCCGCCAACCAACACCUCUGAAGCUCACUAAUAAACACAUUAUAUCUUGUUUGUUUAAUCUGUCCAAAAACUCCAGUGUAAAAACGACAAGUUGUGUUUUUUACGGGCAUUUUUGUGCCCAGAGGUAGGACGAGUCAGACGUGUUUAGCCUAGCUUAGCAGGACAAGACAGCGAUGUUGCUAGCAGUCACUCUGUGCUCAGUGAUUGUUGGUCAGGAAACAUUUAAAUAAAAAAAGAAAUAAUGUGUAGUUAAUCAGACAGCUUUGGAGUUGAUGGAUGGAAGGUGUACUUUUCACUUUUGACAGAUCUGUAGCUAGCAGUGUCCCUCUGUUUCCAGUCCUUGUGCUAAGCUAAGCUAACAAAUUCUAUCUCUGUCCUGGACAGAAACUGAAACUGGUAGGUUACUAACUCUUCAUCUGACUGCGUAAGACAGCGAACAAGCAUUUCCCCAAAAAUAUCAGACCGUUCCUUUAAAGAUACUAAUGAUCAGAACUAAAUAUACAUUUCUGGCAGCUCCAAUCCUAAAACAUCGCCAUCUUGUGUGAAUGCAUAUUUCUGCAUGUAGGUUGAAUCAUUUGGGUUGGAUAAAUCAUUUUCAAACUAAGAGGAUCUCUUUACCUGGAGUAGAGAAGUAUGAAUCUAUGAUAAUAUGAGCAUAUGUUAGUGUCUAUUACACAUCGACAGGUGCUGAUGCGUCUGUUGCUGAAUUUGUAUGGCACAUGCUUUAUUAAAAGAAAUCAGAAUGUACAUGACAUGAUUCCUGGAAACAAAUGUAAGCUUUUUUUGUUAUGUUAUUAGGAUAGACAUAUAGAGUAUUAAGGUAUAAUAAUACAUUGGGUAUGGUGGCACAAAGGGUUAUAUGAUGUAGACUUUAAAGGCUAAUAAAAAUGGCUUAGUUUGGUUUUGUAAAUAAAGGUUUCUUUAUUAAGUAAAAAUUUAAA